Messenger RNA from Acipenser ruthenus (sterlet), 3704 nucleotides. Its product is annotated as DNA damage-induced apoptosis suppressor protein-like. The transcript is spliced from 5 exons. Gene Ontology annotation, cellular component: nucleus; cytoplasm. Bases 144 to 2972 code for a protein of 942 amino acids. Gene Ontology annotation, biological process: negative regulation of intrinsic apoptotic signaling pathway in response to DNA damage. The record is from RefSeq and is a predicted model, not a curated record. Lineage: Eukaryota; Metazoa; Chordata; Actinopteri; Acipenseriformes; Acipenseridae.
CGUGAUUGGAUGCCGCAGCAGCCGUACAUUGGUUUGUCGCGAAGCUUAUCUGAAAUGUUUGGUCCUCUCGGUUUCCGCGAAAAUUAAAAACAGAUCAUUUCCCUUUUUUUUGUUUGUUUCACAGUUCCGAUUUGCUUGACUAUAUGAAUGGAAAGAGGAUACUCCUUGAUGGUUCUGUGCUGUCUGUCCAAGAUUCAUGUUUUUUCUAUCCAUCGUGCCAGAAUUGCAUGUCCAGGCUGACAAGAAAUCAUAACAGGUGCGCUUGUAUUAAGUGUGGGUACACCUGUGAAGCAGACAACGUUCAUUAUAGGUACAGGCUGUCCUUGCAAGCUGCACAGAAAAGUGAAGUAUUCAGUGUCACUGUUUUUGGUGGCUGUCUGGAUCCAUUGUUUGGUGUAACUGCUGGGUUUCUACAAAGAUAUACUGAAGGGUUAAAAAAGGAUGCAAGGGAUCCACAGAAUGAUAGAGUUCACAGUCUGCUCACCCAGGCAGUGGAAGAUUGCUUUAUUGGAAGAAGCUUUAUAUUUGGUGUAAAGUUUUCCAGAAAGCAAGCCAGGGUACGCACCUCAUGUACUAAAAGAAUAUUACAGACUUCACUCAACACUUAUGGAUCCCCAAAACAGCUUGUUGCCUGUCAGAUCUCUGUGCCAAACACGACUGUCCUUGGCUGUACAGUGAUCAGUUACUUUAAGGCGCUCCUGCAGUCAGUUAAUCUCGGGAAUGUUCUCAGUGUUUCACAACCACUUGGGAGCUCUCCAGCUGCAGUAGAUCUGCAUAGCCCUGAAGUGUGUAGUAGCUUGGAAAGUUCACUGGCAGACAGUGGACAGUCAGUCACACAGCCAAGUAAGGGAGAUAGUUUUCAAGGGCCUUGGCAGCAGUCACUUGGACUAAUCACCUCAUCAGCUGAAGGAUAUUCAGGCUCAGAACUGAGCAGCAAUACAAAAGAUAUUUCAAAAUGGGACAGGAGAUCUGAGUCCAUAAAAUCCCCCAAAAAUCAUUGCAUCUCAGAAUGUACCCAUGUGCAAUGCCUUCCAGACUCUGGUUAUUCAUUGGUGGAAGAUGGGAAUGAGAAAAAUCUAAAUGACAAAAAAGCUUCUCAUCUAUAUUCAGGCUAUUCUGCCUGUUCAGAUGCAAGUAAUGGCAACAGCAGACACACGAGAAAUGCAUUUGCCAAUGAAUUCUCAUGUAGCUCCUCCUCGAUGACAGAUCCAUGUUGUUUUUCAUGUCAGGAAUUUCCAGACCAGUAUCAUAAGGAAAGCAGAGACGAAAUGCAAAAUGAACUUCCAGAUGAGAGAUACAAUGAUAGUGCAGGUCACGGUUUGAAUGAUACCUGGAGUUCUGUGUUUUCUGGAGGGGAUGCUGAUGUUUUUUGGUCCCAAGAUGAGCAGUUUGCUGCUAAAAGGAAAAGUGCAGCUUACAAUUCUGUAGAAUGGGAACACCUGCCAUUUUCUGAAAGUUUGGGUGAAUUCAAAAGCAAACUGGAGGAAAAUGGCCAAAUACGCACUAAUCAGUCAGCCUCUUAUUUAAAUGAGGAUAUAAACCAUGAGCUAACUACAGCUACAGACUCCCAACAUGAGAAAGCGCACAGAAAAAGGAUGUUAGUUCCACGUACAACGGAAGCAGGUUUGACAAACGUUCAUAAGGGUUUUGCCUCAGAUUCCUCCCUAAAUCCCCUUGACAGCCAGCAAGGCUGUUUAGUUGCAAAUAUCUAUACAAAAGAUAGGGACGUGUUAAAAAGUCACUCUUUUGGAAAUGUGGAGUCUUUUCAAUUGAAAGAAGAACCAGCAGGUAAUGUCGAGUUGCAAGUCUCCUCCUCUACUUCAGGAGACAAAGAGAAUCACACGACUGGUGUUCAGUUUUUCAGAACAGGCACCAGAAUGUUCAGCUCUUUCCUUGCGCAGGAGUUUUCUGCAAAAGAUGCUAAUGCUGGUGCUUGUUUAAAGUCUUAUGAUUGCAAAAAACUGUAUUGCAGCAAAGAUGUUAUCACUAAACAUCAGCAUGACAUAUAUGUCACUGGUGUCUGUAAUCAGGACUUUGUAAAGAAAGAACAGCCAAUGCAAAACAAUUAUAGAAGCUUUCAAGAUACAUACAAUGGUUCUGCUGAUCUGUUUAAUAGCAGUGACAACACAAUCAACACAGAAGAACUGGUAAACAAAUCAUCUAUUGUCCUGAUGACACAUUCAUCUCCCUGUGGAAGAGAACCUGUUCAAUCUGUAGAACACGGUACCCAGCAGCAACCUCAUUAUUCUCUUCAAAUUCUGAAUGAAGUCCUUCAAAGUGGAUCACACUGUGACUCUGAUAAUGACUUUUUAGAUAACUUAAACUUUGUGCCAUGUUCACAGUCAACUCCUGUUUCAAAAUGCCUGGCUACUCUGCAGCCCUAUCAAAGUAAAGGAAAAGCAAUCCCAAAGACAACAAUAUCACUUCAACGUAGUUGUAACAGGCGCACGAGUAAAAGAAGCUUGCUCACCCAUCACCUCCUGAAGCAACAGCACUGCCGUCAUCUUCGGAGUUCAUUUAAAAUAAAGGGUAAAAGGAGAAAAGACUCCUCUAAUUCUGUUCACUUUACUCUCAGCCCAAGAACUGCUUUGCCUGAAAGUGAUUCUGAAGAGUGGAUUCCCUCAUCCGUUAAAAAAAGUGCACAGCCAUGUGCAGCACAGGGAUGCACAUCGAGUUUUAUGAGUUGUAGAGUUGGGGAAAGUAAUCAUUGCAAAAUAAUUUUACAUGGCUUAGCAAAUGCUGAUGAAAUUCCUUUGAAGCCUAAUAAAAAUGUUCAAGGAUCAUAUCACAAAGGAAAAUAUGAAAUGUCAGUAACAGUUAGCAAAUGUAAACAGACAAGUGUUGCAUCAACUCCAAUCAAAAAUAAUGAAAAUGAAGCAUGCAGUAACUCACAAGUUUCCAGGGAACACAACAAAAUGACUGGGUACUGGUCUGAUGACCUCUUUGUCCAGAGCGACAGUUCUGUCCCUUGAAUUUUCAGGGAAAGUGUACAAUAAUAAGAAUUGGGUUUACAAUAAGAUUGAAUAAGUUUACUGCAAGUGGAAUUGGGUUUCCAUAAGGAUGACGUCACAGUAUUUUUGUUUAAUUGAACUAAUUAAAUUGUGGUCACCUCAGAUAAUUGUGUGUGAAACUAUGCUGAUCUCAAAGUUGCUGUUUCUUGCAAACUGUAAAGGUAUCUCUGUCAUUUGUGUGGUGCCCUGUGCUUUCUUUCUCUUUAAUUCAUCAUUCGACGGUAGAUAACGAUUCAGCUGUGCUGCAAAAGCAGACUCACUAACGCUGCCCACUGCAACAGCAUCACUCGCAAAGAUAAACGGAACCACUAUCCUGGCACAGCCAUGUUGUGUUGCAGUUUGGGAGAUAGGGUCCUGCCUACUUAACUUAAGCAGCUUACAACAUGUGUGGUCCAGUGGUUAAAGAAAAGGGCUUGUAACCAGGAGGUCCCCGGUUCAAAUCCCACCACAGCCAGUGACUCAUUGUGUGACCCUGAGCAAGUCACUUAAACUCCUUGUGCUCCGUCUUUAGGGUGAGACUUAAGUGACUCUGCAGCUGAUGCAUAGUUCAUACACCCUAGUCUCUGUAAGUCGCCUUGGAUAAAGGCGUCGGCUAAAUAAACAUUAAUAAUAAUGCCAUACACCUAUAUGUCACAUCAUCAGUAAUGAUUUACCUCUAAACCUAUGAAUUACAAAAAAAAAAAAAAAAAGAAA